UUCCAAACAUGGCCUUAGGAUGAUUGGUUAAUCGCUUGUACCUUUAGCUGCCAAUAGAGAGCCGUGCUCUGUCCCUUUUUCAAUCAAACGUACCACACUCUCCCUCUCUAGAAUCUUAUUUGAUAAUCCAUUGCAAGAACAUCUAUUACAAAUGUACAUCAACGAGUAGAAUCACUCAAAACCGAGUCCCGAAGAUCAAUUACCAAAUAUUUGGGAGGAUCGUUUGGGUUGCAGAUCUGGAAAAUGGAGGAAGUCCAGGAGAAGCAAAGUCAAUCACUUGGUCAGGAUGGUGAAAAUGAAAUCAUUGCUGAAAGUGCUUCAUAUGUGGACGGAGAACCUCCUCAAGAUGGUAGUGGCCCCCCAAAAGUUGAUUCCGAAGUGGAAAUUCUUCAGGAGAAAGUUAUAAAGCAAACUAUCAAGGAAGGUCAUGGUCAGAAGCCAUCCAUAUAUUCAACAUGCUUCUUACAUUACAAGGCGUGGACUGAAAGCACCCAGCACAAUUUUGAAGACACGUGGAAUGAAAAACGACCAAUCGAAUUGGUGUUAGGAAAAGAGAAGAAAGAGUUGACGGGAUUAGGUAUUGGUGUGUCCAGCAUGAAGUCUGGCGAACAUUCCCUGCUUCGUGUGGGUUGGGAAUUGGCUUAUGGGAAAGAAGGAAGCUUUUCUUUCCCAAACAUCCCUCCCAUGGAAGAUAUUAUGUAUGAAGUUGAGCUUAUUGGUUUUGAUGAAACCAAAGAAGGGAAAGCUUGUGGUGACAUGACUGUUGAGGAGAGGAUUGGAGCAGCAGAUAGAAGAAAGACGGAUGGAAAUGCUUUAUUCAAGGAGGAAAAACUUGAGGAGGCUAUGCAACAGUAUGAAAUGGCGAUAGCGUAUAUGGGAGAUGACUUCAUGUUCCAGUUGUUCGGUAAGUACCGGGACAUGGCUUUGGCUGUAAAGAAUCCCUGCCACCUUAACAUGGCAGCAUGCAUGAUAAAACUGGAGCGUUAUGAAGAAGCCAUUGGGCAGUGCAGCAUUGUAUUGGCAGAGGAUGAAAACAAUGUCAAAGCAUUUUUCAGACGAGGAAAAUCUAGGGCAGAACUUGGGCAGACAGAUGCUGCACGAGAAGACUUUGUCAAGGCAUGUAAAUAUGCUCAUGAGGACAAAGCAGUUGCGAGGGAAUUACGUUUACUUGCCGCACAUGACAAGGCCCUAUAUCAAAAGCAAAAGGAGCUCUACAAAGGAAUGUUUGAACCAAGACCUGAACCUAAACCCAAGCAAACCAGUUGGCUGAUCCUGAUUUGGCAAUGGCUGCUUUCAUUAUUCUAUCAACUUUUCAAGCGUGAAAGACACAAAGCUGAUUAAAGUGAGCUUUGGAGUAAACAGGAGUGUCUAGUCAGAAAUUUUAUUUAUUAAACAAAAUGUUAUGAUAUGCCGAAAAUUCCUUUUCCAGUUGGGUUUCUAUUUUUGGUUUGUGAAAUCUCUUUUUUUUGAUAUAAUUCGGCUCUAAGAAAGGAAGUCUAUAAAAAUAGACCUAGGCUAUGGGUUGAAAAAUAAGUCAGUUGAGUUGAGAUUUGAGAGAGUUUUUGAUAGGGUAGAGAGAGAGUUUUUGAGAAAUUGAGUUCUUUUGUAAACACCUCUUUUAUUUUAUGUUUGUAAAUUCUGAUCUCUUUUCCUCUU
This is a messenger RNA of Cornus florida, 1656 nucleotides long. Its product is annotated as peptidyl-prolyl cis-trans isomerase FKBP42-like. Gene Ontology annotation, molecular function: peptidyl-prolyl cis-trans isomerase activity; protein binding. NCBI's taxonomy places the organism in Eukaryota, Viridiplantae, Streptophyta, Magnoliopsida, Cornales, Cornaceae. Bases 244 to 1341 code for a protein of 365 amino acids. The record is from RefSeq and is a predicted model, not a curated record. The transcript has 8 exons.